AUGGGCUCCCGCCUGUCCCUGGACGACUCCGUGCGGGUCCUGGUGGUCGGGGGCGGCUUCGGGGGGACGGCAGCCGCCAGCCUGCUCAAGUCCUGGGCCGUCCCUUUCGUGCUGGUGGACAUGAGAGAUGCUUUCCAUCACAACGUGGGCGCCCUCCGGGCCGCCGUGGAGAGCGGAUUUGCCAAGAAGACUUUCAUCUCCUACUCGGCCACCUUUGGGGACAGCUUCCGACAAGGCAAGGUCGUGGACAUAGACCCUGGGAGGCAACGAGUCGUGCUCAGUGAUGGUGAGGAGCUUCACUACUCCCAUCUCAUUCUUGCAACAGGCAGUGAUGGGCCAUUCCCUGGGAAGUUCAACCAAGUCAUUGACAUGGAGCGAGCCAUCCAGACCUAUGAAGACAUGGUCAAAGAGAUUGAGAAAUCUCAGCGCAUCCUGGUAGUGGGAGGUGGUGCUGCUGGAGUGGAGAUGGCUGCCGAGAUCAAAACGGAGUACCCGGACAAAGAGGUCAUCCUCAUUCACUCAAAAACUGCACUGGCUGACGUGGAGCUGCUAGCCAGUGUCCGUCAGGAGGUGAAAGAGAUUCUCCUCAGGAAAGGAGUCCGGCUUCUGUUAAGUGAAAAGGUCAGUGACGUGGAAAACCUCAGGCCAAACCAGUUCCAGAAAGACAUGGCAGUAAGGACCGAGAAGGGCACCGAGGUGGUUGUUGACAUGGUGGUGCUGUGCACAGGGAUAAAGAUUAACUCCUCUGCAUAUGCUGCUGCAUUUGGUGAGAAAAUGGCAAGUAAUGGUGCUUUGAGAGUUAACAAGCACCUCCAGCUGGAAGGCUACGAGAACAUCUAUGCCAUUGGGGACUGUGCAGAUCUCAAAGAGCCCAAGAUGGCUUACCAUGCUGGGCUCCAUGCCAACAUCGUGGUGACAAAUAUCAUCAACAGCCUGACACAGAAGCCUCUCAAAACCUAUGAGCCAGGGUCACUAACAUUCCUGCUUUCCAUGGGCAGGAAUGAUGGUGUAGGCCAGGUGAGUGGUUACUAUGUGGGACGUCUCCUGGUGACCAUUGCCAAGAGCCGGGAUCUGUUCGUCUCCAAGAGCUGGAAGACGAUGGGACAGACAAUGCCCUCUUAAGAGGGCACAGGUAACCAUCCAGCAAGGAUACAACAACUGGAACAGGGUGAGGGUGCACUUCUACUGCUUGGAUUGACUGAUAUUGUCCUCUGCAGCACCUCCUCAAGCCACCUGUCACCAUGACACAUAAAAAGGGUGCCUGCAUUGCUGUGGAGGGGAAGGAGUCACUUCCCAAAUGAACUGCACACAAGUUGCCAUGCUAAAAAACAGGGAAGAAAGGUUACUUUUAUUUCCCCUGCUGAGAGAGCUCUGAGCAACAAGCUUGGCUUACCUUGAUUCGUAACACUAAACACUGUGGUUUUCAGAA
Molecule: messenger RNA, 1429 nt
Organism: Cyanistes caeruleus (blue tit)
Lineage: Eukaryota; Metazoa; Chordata; Aves; Passeriformes; Paridae
Gene: AIFM2
Product: AIF family member 2, ferroptosis suppressor
Biological process (GO): apoptotic mitochondrial changes; positive regulation of apoptotic process
Cellular component (GO): mitochondrion; cytoplasm
Molecular function (GO): electron-transferring-flavoprotein dehydrogenase activity; flavin adenine dinucleotide binding
Source: RefSeq, a predicted model, not a curated record